Messenger RNA from Temnothorax curvispinosus, 438 nucleotides. RefSeq names its product chymotrypsinogen B-like. Bases 1 to 438 code for a protein of 145 amino acids. Gene Ontology annotation, molecular function: serine-type endopeptidase activity. The record is from RefSeq and is a predicted model, not a curated record. Gene Ontology annotation, biological process: proteolysis. NCBI's taxonomy places the organism in Eukaryota, Metazoa, Arthropoda, Insecta, Hymenoptera, Formicidae. The transcript is spliced from 3 exons.
AUGACCCUCAAGUACAAUAAUAUUCAGCCAGUAAAAUUCGCAUAUUACGAGAGCUUCAUGAACAAAUAUGCGUAUGUGGUCGGUUGGAAAAAAAAUAACACGGCUAGCGAAAUUAUGUGGGAUACAAUGAAACUUAAGUACGCCACGUUGCCGAUUAUAGAAAAUAAUAUAUGCAGGCAAUACUGGCCCAUCAACGACAAUCACAUUUGCACUGCCGCAGAAUUUGGAAAAUUCGCUUGUCCCAAGAAAAACAGCAGUGAUCCUCUCAUCGUAAGAAAAAAUGGCCAGGACUUUCAAAUAGGUAUUAUGACUUACGGAGACCAAUCUUGUCCUGACAACUUACCUGGAGUGUAUAUUAAGGUUUCUGCAUAUAUAGAAUGGAUUCGCGAAGUUAUGAAGCGACAGAGUUGGGAAGUAACUCGUUACAAAAAGCUCUAA